Molecule: messenger RNA, 1658 nt
Organism: Darwinula stevensoni
Lineage: Eukaryota; Metazoa; Arthropoda; Ostracoda; Podocopida; Darwinulidae
Source: the annotation of a GenBank genome assembly
AUGCCCUGGGUGAUUUUAAUAUCAUGCUGCACCUCGUUCGUCGUGAUAGGCAUCCCCAUCUGCGUCCUCCUCGGGAUGAGACACUUCAGGAAAAGAUCUCCAAGAAAUGGAUUGGAGGUAAUGCAGAAGAAAAGGGAAUACGUCCAACUGCGCCUCCUCCGGGCCAAUCUCCAAUGCGACUCGGACGACAAGAAUGCGACGUCGAUUGCAACGACGGACCCAUCGCACCUCCCUCUCGUGGAGAUCCCCUUGCACGCCUUGGAGUUGAAGCAAAUCCUAGGGAAAGGGAACUUCGGCGAGGUUUAUUUCGCCAUUUAUAAUUUCAUCCCAGAAGGAGGGAAUGACCCGGAAUCCUGCAAGGUCGCUAGUCAUUACUUUGAAUUGAAAGUGGCCAAAACCUGCAUCCCCAAAUUACUCCGGGCUCUUCCCAUCAUUAUUGGACAGGUGAAGUUCCCAAAGGAGGGGAUCGGCGAAGAGCACAAGCAGGAUAUCCACCGGGAGGCGCAGAUGCUGGCGAAAAUGCAACAUCCCAAUAUCAUCCGGCUUCUUGGGAUAGUUAGGAGCCAGGCGAUUGGGAUCGUCUCCGAGUUCAUGGCACUUGGUGACCUUAAUGGCUUACUCAGGAAACUAGACCCGAAAUCAAAUAUUUUUGGAGUGGAGAGAGGAAGCGAGGCGCAGCUGGGUAAACUGGGACUGGAGGACUUGGUCCACGUUGCGAUCCAGGUUGGGUCUGGUCUCAGGUACCUCACGGAUCGACACUUCGUCCAUCGGGACCUGGCAACGAGGAAUUGCUUGGUCGGGGAGAACCUCACGGUCAAGAUCGGGGACUUCGGCUUGUCUAGGGACGUCUAUAGCUCCGACUACUACCGGGUUCGUGGCUUAGUCAUCUUGUGGUUAAACUUUUAUUUUGGGCACGGGAAGUCACUGCUGCCGCUGAGGUGGAUGCCGCCCGAAAGCAUCAUGUAUCGCACUUUCAGCGUCCAAUCCGACAUCUGGUCCUUCGGAGUCGUCCUCUGGGAGAUCUUCUCGUACGGUAAACAGCCCUGGUUCGGAUGCUCAAACGACGAGGUCCUGCGGCUGGUAAUCAGCGGGCAGGUGCAACGCUGCCCCGAGAACUGCCCUCGUAGCGUCUACAACAUCAUGCUAGCGACGUGGAAGACCAACCCCGAGAACCGCAUACCGAUUGGGAACGCCCUCGACUUCCUCCACGAGGUGAAGAGCAACAUCAACAUUUACCUAGAGAUCCAGGCAGGCGUGGUGGAUCUUGACAUCCUGGAACAACCCAUAUCCUGAGAACUUGUAGGAGAAAGGAGUAUUGAUACCAUUGCAGACCAAUCCAGUUUUGGAAAUAUUUUGAUCCGUAAACUUCAUUAUCUUCUCGCUACUUGUAACUGUUGAAAUGUAUCCCCUGAAAGUGUAGUGUAAGUUGCUAAUUUUCCUGGAAAUUCGACCUAUUCAACACAGUAUAUUAGAAAAAGGCUAAUUCUGUACUUAAAGAAUACAAAUAUUUGUCAUGAGUACUGUACUCUUCUGUGGUUAACUUUUCAUUCUGAGAUAGACAUUUGAGAAAGAAAAGCAUACCCUCAGGUUCCAUUGUGCCCCCAUGAUACUUCGCCUAUGCUCUCAUAUUUUCACAAUAAAUGAGCAUGAAUACAAAA